AUGGGUGCAUCCGCGGACGACCACCAUUAUCACCCCCAGGACACCAUCGCGAGGACGAUGAGGACCACCGGGCUUACGGGUUCCGUGGGUCUCUUCGCCUCCGCCGUCCAAAACACCCUCGCCCGGCAGAACGUGGGACCAUGGGGAGUUUUCACGAGGACUGGUGCUACAAUUGGUAUCCUUGCCGCUAUGGGAGGUACCUAUGAGUUCGUAAAGACAUCAUCCGCCAACCUGCGAGAGAAAGAAGACCACUGGAACGUCGCUCUUGGUGGUUUCUUCUCCGGCGCCAUCCUCGGUCUGCGCGCCCGCACAUUUCCCGCUCUUCUCGGAUACGGCGCGGCGUUGGCCACCGCAAUGGGAGGAUUUGAGUACACUGGUGGAUCAUUGUUCGGCAAAAGGAGGGACCCUAACGUUGACGAAUUCGAGCGCCGGGAGAAACUGAGGACGCAAUGGAGGACCCCCGGUGAACAGACCCUGGCCGAGCUUGGUGAGGGACGAGGCAUCUAUGGCCCCGGGUACGCAGAGAGACGGCGCGAGCGUAUUAAGGAGGCGUACGGAAUCGACGUCCCUACCAGUCACCCUGCCGCUUCAUAA
Molecule: messenger RNA, 594 nt
Organism: Aspergillus mulundensis
Lineage: Eukaryota; Fungi; Ascomycota; Eurotiomycetes; Eurotiales; Aspergillaceae
Exons: 4
Coding region: 1-594 (197 amino acids)
Biological process (GO): mitochondrial respiratory chain complex I assembly
Source: RefSeq, a predicted model, not a curated record